Molecule: messenger RNA, 1278 nt
Organism: Pseudogymnoascus verrucosus
Lineage: Eukaryota; Fungi; Ascomycota; Leotiomycetes; Thelebolales; Thelebolaceae
Exons: 1
Coding region: 271-1278 (335 amino acids)
Biological process (GO): protein monoubiquitination; protein polyubiquitination
Molecular function (GO): ubiquitin protein ligase activity
Source: RefSeq, a predicted model, not a curated record
CCUCUCCCAAACCUUCAACUCCUGCCUCAACACAACCGACUGCUCCGUCAAAAUAUUUCGUUCUUCCUCAUCCAUAAUUCGAGUUCGUUGUCGCAGUAGCAGCGCUAUCUCAAAAUGUCACUCUUUCCCAGCCCUAACAACGGGCGGGACGCGACUAGAACGUGUAAUGGCUAAAAUUAGCGCGUCCCGGACCGCGCUCUUAUCGUUAUCGCCCUCCACCAUAAUUAUCCACUAAGUCCCCCAUCGCCCCUCCACCCACUCCCAAUCUCCAUGGACGACGACACCGCCACGAAGUCCCAGGUUCUCCAAACGACACUCGCCGAGAUCACAGCACGCGCAGGCGCGGACGCAGAUCCCCACCAUACCGCAGAAGAAUGCUGCGUAAUAUGCCUUGACCGCAUCACCGAGGCAGCGCAGGCGUCGCCCUGCCGCCACGCGAGCUUCGACUUUAUAUGCCUAGCCAGCUGGUUACAACAGCGUAGUUCUUGUCCCCUCUGCAACGCCGAGGUUUUCGAAAUCCACUACGCCUUCACGAACGAGACGGAGUACAAAAUCUACGCGGUCACAUCCACCACCAAAUCCACCGCACCCUCCUCCUCGAUCCCCCCACCACAACAGCGAAGCUUCCCCCAUCGACCGUCAAGGCCGCGACGGCAGUACACACACACACCCACCCCAGCCCCCGACGACGCCCUCGCCCGCCGCAGAGCAGUCUACGCGCAGAACCUCUACUCCCUACACGUAGGCAGCAACCGGAUCUCCCGCUUCCGCGAUUUCACGCCCCAAUCCCUCUCUGCCUCCCCCGAACUGCAGUCACGGGCGCGGACGUGGAUACGGCGGGAGUUGCGGGUUUUCGCAUUCUUACAGCCUACGGACACCGCGGAGGGCGAGGUCGGGGGUGCAACAGAGGGGGGGACGAGACGGGGAAGAGGGGAUAAUGCGGAAUUCUUGCUGGAGUAUAUAAUGGCAGUCUUGAAGACGGUGGAUAUGCAAGGGGCGUCGGGACAGGCGGAGGAGUUACUAAAAGAGUUUUUGGGGAGGGAACAUGCGAGGUUGUUUUUGCAUGAGGUUAGGGCGUGGUUGAGGAGUCCGUUUGCGAGGGUGGAGGAUUGGGAUCGGAAUGUGCAGUAUGCUGUGCCGCUUGUGAAGGUGGGGGAUGGGGAGAGGGGUGGUGUGAGGGGUAGGAGGAGGGGGAGGGGAAGGGGGGAUAGGUAUACUCCUUAUAGAGACGGUAGGGGGGGUGUUGAGGAGGCUAGACGGAGGUAUAAUCCGGAUUGA